AUGGGCAAGCUAUUUAGAAACUACUUCCUUUGUAAUUGUAUCUCUUCUUCUUGCUCAGGGAACUCAGACUCCAUGACUCCACCCUUCAUCCUGUGGCUUCACGGGUUAGGAGAUUCUGGACCUGCCAACGAAAACAUCAAGACAGUUUUCAAAUCCCCCGAGCUGAGGGACGCUAAGUGGCUCUUCCCUUCUGCUCCUCCCAAUCCCGUUACCUGCAACAACGGUCGGGUGAUGCCUUCUUGGUUUGAUGUCCCUGAGCUUCCUUUUAAUGUGGGAUCUCGAAUUGAUGAAAGUAGCAUUCUUGAAGCAGUUAAGAACGUUCAUGCAAUUAUAGACAAGGAGAUUGCAAGAGGAACAAGACCAGAAAACGUGUUCAUCUGUGGUUUAAGCCAAGGAGGUGCUUUAACCUUGGCUAGUGUUCUUCUCUAUCCAAAAACACUUGGAGGAGGAGUUGUCCUUAGCGGUUGGGUGCCAUUCACUUCUUCAAUCAUCAAUCAGUUUCCUGAAGAAGCUAAAAAGACACCAAUCUUGUGGUCUCAUGGUACUGAUGAUGAGCUUGUGCUCUUUGAAGCUGGUCAAGCUGCUCUUCCUUUUCUUGAACAAGCCGGUGUCACCUGUGAAUUCAAGGCGUAUCCGGGUCUUGCGCACUGGAUGAGCAACAAGGAGCUAGAGUAUAUAGAGUCAUGGAUCAAGUCACGCAUGCAAAGUUCCUCGUCUUCUUCCUCUUGA
Molecule: messenger RNA, 729 nt
Organism: Eruca vesicaria subsp. sativa (arugula)
Lineage: Eukaryota; Viridiplantae; Streptophyta; Magnoliopsida; Brassicales; Brassicaceae
Source: the annotation of a GenBank genome assembly